AAGAGGAAGCCAUCUCUCUCUGUCUGUCUUCGUCUUACUCUAAGCGGCGAGAGAUUCUCUGCAACUUCCGAUUCCUUCCUCUCUCUCUCUCUCUCUCUCUGUUGAGUCUCCCUGGGAUCACACAAACUUUCUCGGUUUCCGUGAAUGGAAGAUUGUGCUUGGUUCUGUUGAUAUUGCUUUCACUUCACGUUGUUCCCUUUUGCUUUCUUUCUUUUUUUUUGGUUGCCCCCUCCCGAGGAUAUGAGCAGCAAAGCAAAUCGAGUUUGAUUAUGAUGAAAUCGUGAAAUGUUGGGUUGAUUUAUAGAUUCGAGUGCCAAGCUUGAUGCAAAAUGGGUACAAGAACCAAUCUCAGAGACCAAAACACCUCAGAGAUUCCGGUCAGAAGAUCAAAACGUUGGAGCCAUACUCUAAAAGAAGAACGUGUCGAUGAGAGUUUGGAGCACGAUAAAGAUGAUGAGGUUGUGAAAUACAUGUCAAAGUUGCCAGGUUAUCUCCAAGGAGAAGAUGAAGAAAGUAAUGUUUUGAAUGUUGGAGUCUUGGAUUGGGGUCGUCUUGAGAAAUGGAAGCAGCGUGGUGGUCGAGGGAAAGGCGGUGAAAGAUCAGGGAAACGUGAGAGUAAAGUGUCGGCUACUUCUACUACUUUAGGAACGGUUCCCAAUGGGGGCUCCUCCUCCUCUCAUCAAUAUCAUCAUCAUAGGUGUAAGGUUGAUGACCAAGUUCAUGCUUCUUCUCUUCUCGGUAAAGUUAAAGCAGCUUCUCGGGGUCUUCAACAUUCUUCUCACCGAGUUAGAUCCACUUUGGAACCUGAGCUUGCUUCUACUUCUAGGGAUGCUUUUAAUAAGCAGGAAAUAGCUACCUGCAGCUAUAAUAAGUCCUCUUCUCGUAAGGACAGAAGAUCGACUUCAGGUUUAUUGCCAGAGAUGGGCAACUCCAAUGGAUCUCUAGGCCCAAAGGGGAACUUAGUGAUCAGGGAUAAGAAGGAGUCUGAUAAGAGAGCACAAGAAGAAGCAAGAGAAAGCGGGAAACAAUGUGCUGAGAAGUUAGUUGGAGAGGAGAAGACCCUUGGAGACUCUAAUGAUAACUUGAAAGUAACAAGGGACGUUAGCAGCCGCUCUGUCCACUUUUCAGACGGGAUCAGUAGCUCUUUAGGAUUGAGAUCUCAAGUUCCUCCUCCUUCAAGUCCACUCUCUUUUGACUUGGAGAGAGAUUCUGAAGAUUUGCCUCUUGGUGUUGAUCUUUCUUGUAUAAAGGAACGUUUAAGGCAUUCAAAGCCAGCUUCGAGGAUAAUUGAUCCGGAAAUGCGAGAAGACGAGUCCAAAAAGAACAGACAUACUUCACCAAGCAAGCGGUUUAGUUUUAGCUUCGGUCGUCUAAGCAGAAGUUUCACCUUCAAAGAGGAUUCAUCAGCCGGUGGCCAACCUUCGACUUCUUCAAAUGAUGCCAUCAAAUCUGAUGGUUCAGCUUGUCCACCUCAGUCAAGUAACCCGGAGGAGAAGCACUGUGGAUCAUCUCGAGUCAGCCCUCUAAGAAGGCUUCUUGAUCCUUUACUGAAAUCUAAAGGCUCUGAAAAUGUUCUUCCAUCAAAAGAAGAAAGAUCAACUUCUACCAUUCCAAAGCCAACCAACAUGGAUGAAAAGAAGCAGGAUACAUCGAGGAGAACCAGAGCUCUUUUUCAGCUAACCACCAGAAACGGGAUCCCUCUAUUUCAGUUUGUGGUGGAUGAUGACAACCUCAACAACAACAGCAGGAGGAGCAUUCUCGGGGCUACGAUUAAAAACUCUGACUCAUCGUUCAAAGAUGAUUCUGUUCAAUACUGCACAUUCUACUCUGUUGAUGAAGUCAAAAAGAAGAAGAGAAGCGGAAGCUGGCUAAUCCAUGGACACAAAGAGAAACAACAACGCGGGUUCGUCUACACUGUGAUCGGCCAAAUGCGGUUAUGUAAUAACUCCAUGAGCUCAGAUAUAACAGAGAAGAACGUAUCUUGUAUCAUCAGAGAAGCAGUUCUCUUUGAUGAAACAGAGGAGCAAGUAAAAGGGAGAAAAGAGUUUGCAGCUGUAGUGAUCAAGAAGAAGCCUGCCGAAGAAAACUUGAACGCCCUCGAGGAAACCACUGUGAUCAUUCCAGGCGGGGUUCACAGUUUUCCGGUGAAAGGAGCACCGACACCUUUGGUUACCCGGUGGAGAUCCGGAGGGUUAUGCGACUGCGGUGGCUGGGAUGUCGGAUGUAAACUCCAUGUCCUAUCCAACAAAACACUCCUCCAUGAGUUGGACCAUAGCUUCAAACUGUUUGAUCAGGAAGAAAGUGAUCAAGACUCAGGUCCGGUUUUGGCCAUGACAGAGCUGAAGACAGGGAUGUAUAGGGUGGAGUUUGGUUCGUUUCUUUCUCCUUUACAAGCGUUUUUUGUGUGCGUGACGGUUAUAACGUGUGCCUCUGAGGAGGAAACGGUGUCAAAGACCACCGGAAGAUCUUCAUCCCCGUUUGCUCCACCUCUAUCUCCCGUUGGUAGAGUCUAAAACCCACAAGUUCCGGGACACAGAGAGAGGGGGAAGGAGUAUCUAGUGGUCGUCUUUCUUUCUUUGAAACUCUUUUUUUUUGUGUUGUCUCAAGGAAACCAAAACACACAUAUAUAUAUAGAUAUAUUCAGAAUAUAAUGAAUGUAUAUAGUAUAAAAUAUAAAUACACGCUAUUUCAAAGUUACCAUCAAUUACAUGCA
Messenger RNA from Brassica napus (rape), 2713 nucleotides. RefSeq lists its product as uncharacterized. Lineage: Eukaryota; Viridiplantae; Streptophyta; Magnoliopsida; Brassicales; Brassicaceae. The record is from RefSeq and is a predicted model, not a curated record. The transcript is spliced from 3 exons. Bases 330 to 2513 code for a protein of 727 amino acids.